AUGAACCUCCCCAGCCCUGCCGGCUACGGCAAGCGCACUCUACUGCCCGCCCCCACAGCAGACGAUGAGGUUCAGGCGAGGAAUGAAGAGGCCACCACGCCAGGCCAGCCAUCGAAGACACUUCCCAAGCGAAUGCAGAUAACGGCCGUGGCCUGUCAGCCUUGUCAACAGCGCAAGAGCAAGGUCGGUUGCGACACCCUUCAACAAGCUGCCCGGCGCGACGAGACUGACGUGAGUGCUGUACAGUGCGACGGUAUUCGGCCGAUAUGCUCGUCCUGUGUUGCCAAACGGAGAACAGACUGCGCUUACGAUGCUGCCGGCGACCAGAGGCGAACGGCGGCGCUCAAGCAGCGCAUUCGGGCCUUGGAGAAACAGGCCGUAGACCUUAAAGCCAUCAUUAGCGGCAUUUGCCUGUCUACCGACAAAGACGCGGCAAUACUGGUUGCGCUGCAACUGCAAGCCGACCAGUUUCGGAGUCUUGAUCAGGCCGCUUCGACACUGCGAAUUCAGGGCUUCGAAGAUGGCAGUGUGGACCAAAGCUAUCGUCUGGACGCAGGCCUGUCGUCAGCCAACCAAGGGGAUCAGACAUAUGCACUUCCACCACUGUACACGUGGAACAUCGAUCCGGCCUUAGCACAGGAUCUGUCCUUUCCCCUAGAACAGAGCUCUUCCUGGGCUUCGAGUAUGCCACCGAGAAGGGCCGGCCCUGGUUCAGUAUGGCCUGGAAUGAUUCCUUCAGGCAGCAUGGUCAAUGCGUCGCGAAUGGCCGCGCCCUUGUCGCCAGCGAACCUGCGUGGUGCAUCGCAGUGGGCGGGAAUGGAGAGCCCCGUGGAGGCGUCAGAUAGUGACUGGCAAAGUAUCGCGAGAUCCAGCGCGUAUCCGCGGUCGCUAUUCGAUCAAGGCCAAGCUCCAGACCCGGUGCACCGUAAAGGCUCGUUCCAGUUAUCUUCGCCAGCCCACAGUCCGGCCCUGACGCACAGCGUACGGGAGGAGCCGUUGACCACUGCGCUGGGCGACGAUACGCGGCAGAGUCGUUAUCGGCGGUACUGGUACAAGGCGCCGAGGCAUGCGAUGCACAUCAACAUGUGUGCUAGCGCUGCUGGGCUGUCCGUAAACACACGCGAGGACAAUAUCCAGCUUGAUGAUACUCCAGUACCAGUCCACGCACUGCAGCCAAACAAUGAACCGGAUGACCGUGUGGAGAGUCGAAUAUAUACCGACUUCAUCCACAUCAAAAGACGAUUGGUCGAGCAAGGAUGGCCGAUCGACGAUGCGCUUGGCAACAGUAUCGUCAAUCCAGAGGCCUUUCUGGACAGAUCUAAUUCGCGUGAAACCGGCAAUCCUCAGAAAUCGAUCUGUGACUGGGCGUCCGAUGCUGUACAUUUGAUCGAAGGGAUGCAAACGCCGGAGAAGCUUGCGACAAUGAUAGUCAUCGUGCGGCUCAUGCGGUGGCGAAUAAUACCAACUCUUGAGCACUACGAAAACGUGCCAGAAUGCAUGCGACCAACACCGGUACAGAUCCUUGUACCUCAUCCGGCCUGGAUCGACUUUUUACCUUGGCCUGAAGUACGGGACGUUUUCAUAACGAACCCAGAGAUCAUAACUGCUGGUGAUCCCUUGAAAGUUUUGUCGGCAUGUACCAGCGUAAACUGGCCGUGGUCGACGGCUGAGGCGAUUUACGCCCCACAUCUUGGAACUAAAGAUGUCUGCAUAAGCCCGCAAUUCGAACGAUAUAUCGAGGACAUCAACAACUGGUCCCUCUCGCCGGAUUGCUUGGCCAUAUUCCCUGACCUGGCCGAUAAGGCAUGGAUCCGUGGGGUUGAUGGCGAGGACGAAGAGAUAGGACGUCCGGAUGAGAAGUAG
Molecule: messenger RNA, 1863 nt
Organism: Coniosporium apollinis CBS 100218
Lineage: Eukaryota; Fungi; Ascomycota; Dothideomycetes
Exons: 5
Coding region: 1-1863 (620 amino acids)
Biological process (GO): regulation of DNA-templated transcription
Molecular function (GO): zinc ion binding; DNA-binding transcription factor activity, RNA polymerase II-specific
Source: RefSeq, a predicted model, not a curated record